Chara braunii is the source of this 3187-nucleotide messenger RNA. NCBI's taxonomy places the organism in Eukaryota, Viridiplantae, Streptophyta, Charophyceae, Charales, Characeae. The record is from the annotation of a GenBank genome assembly.
GGAAUUCUUUGGCUUAUGCAAAACUAGGCAAAAUGGCAACGGAGGAUGAGACGGAUAACCGUAAGAGCGAAGGAGGACCAGGCUUAGGAGGCAGUGCCGUGCAGAGCAAAGAAGGGCAGAAAAAUAGAGAAUCGACGAAUCUGGAUGGUACCAAAGGGAACCGGAAGGAAAUCUCCUCAGGGGAAAGCUCGGGGAAAGCCGGGGAAAGCACGCAAGGAACUCAGGAAACCAAGGAGGGCAGGAAUAAGGAUAGGACAAGCCCGCGGAAUUCAGAGCAAGUUGUGUCUAAGAAAAUGCAGGUGACCCCUAUGGGCUUUACGAACGCGGUAGCCGAAGCGCAAAGGAGGAUGCUCGCCGUAGCCGGAGAUAUGUUUCCAGAGAAGUGCGAAACCUACAUCGACGAUAAUCCGAUCAAAGGCGCGCAGGAAAAGGACGAGACGGAAGUCCAGCCGGAAAUCCGAAGGUUUGUGUGGGACCAUCUACAAGACACUAAGGACUUACUCUGCCGAUUCCUAGUAUACAAUAUCACGGCUAGUGGACCAAAGAGUAUUCUAGCAGUACCGGAAGUAACCAUACUGGGAUUUCGCUGUGGCGCGUAUGGUAAGAAGCCGGAUCCGGCGAAGACGGACAAGAUAUCGCAAUGGCCAACACCCCUGCGCACGACAACGGAGGUAAGAGCGUUCCUUGGUGUGGUCGAAUUUUGGAGGAUCUUCAUUAAGAAUUUUGCGAAGGUUGCCGAACCUAUUCGGGCCAUGAUCAGAGAAGAGGGAACCAUGGAUUGGACAGAGGAGCGAGAAGGAGCCGUCCAAACCCUUAAGGACAUAUUGACAUCUGAGCAAGUCGCCUUGUUAGCACCUUGUUUUAAUGACGAAGUGGGACGACCGUUCAUCCUAGAAACGGAUGGAGGACCCUUGGCCGUAGGAGGUGUGCUGAUUCAACAGGAUGAGGAAGGGGGAGAGAGACCAAUUAGGUUCGAAAGUAGAACCCUGAACUCCGCAGAACAGCGGUACUCGCAGUUCAAAAAGGAGGUCUUAGCCGUCUUACCUUGCCUCAAGACCUCCCAGGCCUACCUACUUGGGAGACGAUUUAUCUUAAGGAUCGAUCCGACGAAUGUCGCAGGGGCCUUAAAGAACUACAGGCCUAUAGAUCCGACGGUGGGAAGAUGGGUAGGAUUUAUCUGGCAGUUCGAUUACAAGAUCAAACGGAUUGCUGGAAUUAGAAACAAGGCGGAUGGGAUGAGUCGGGUCUGCAUCACUCCCGAAGGGGUGGAGGAUGCGGAGCCCAUAGACACGUUCCUUGAAUUCGAGGGAGGAACUCUUGCGGUGGACAACGAAAGGAUGGGGGAACAAUGCGCAUCGGGAGACCUGUUGAUCCGGACUUUGGAGAAGGGGGCGUCUGCCGUAGUAGCGGAACUCAGAGAAGGACCCGUCACCACUCGAGGUCGUAAAGAGGAGAGAGAUUCAUGGGGAACAAUAGUAGGACCGAAAGAGGAGCUAAUAGCAAUGGCGGUUAAGGGAGGCCGGGAAGCCAUGAUGAGCUUAGUGAAAUCUUGGGAAAAGAAAGAGUUGCAAUGGGUGGUAAACCAGAUGCAGGAAAGAAAGAAUGAGGACCAGGAAGGGAAGAAGAUUUUUUGCGCUCAGAUAUACGAAGGGAUCUUUCGAGAGAUCGAGUUGUUGCUGGUAGGAAACAAGCAACCCUCGGAAGUCAGCGUUAAAGCAACGGAGGAGGCCGAAAGGUACGUCCUAAGGGGCGACCAUCUGUUCCGAAAGGAAGAAGGUGCUAUGCCUAGAAAAGUUGUGUGCGGAAGAUCUAGGCAGUUGGACGUUAUCCAAACAAUGCACGACGGAUUAGCAGGAGGACAUCGGUCGUCCAAAGGAACUCUUGCAAAAAUAGCGCCACUUUAUUAUUGGUCAGGCAUGGCAAGCAUGGUCGCUAUAUACUGCCAGACAUGCCUUAUCUGCCAAGAACGAAGCUCGGCACGUGUCUUUGAGCCACUUAGGCCUACGCGGGUGCUAGAGUCAGGACAUCUGGUCCACCUUGACCUUGCGGUCAUGCCUGUAUCAACAGAUGGGUACAGGUAUAUUCUAGAUGCGCGAGACAACUUGAGUGGGUUCGUGGACGCGGUCGCUCUCAAGAAAAAAACAGGGAGAAGUGUAGCGGAUUGGAUAGAAGACUUCUACUUGAGGCAUCCUUUCGUCAGGAGGUUUAUAGCAGAUAAUGAGAUAGAAUUUGUAAACCAAGAAGUAUUGGGGAUGCUUAAGAGACUUUGCGUACCAAUCAAACUCAUCGAGCCAUAUCACCCAGAGGCCAAUGCACCUGUGGAAAAAGGGCACCGAACCUUAAAGAACACGAUUGCGAAACUCGCAGCAGAUCAUCUGGGAAGCUGGUCUAAGUAUCUCAAGCAGGCUGUCUUUUCAGAGAACAUGGCACCCAAGAGGACAACGGGAUGUAUCCCAGCAGAACGUUGGUAUGGAAGGGAGAUCGACUUUCCCAUUGAGGUCUUGAUACCUACCUGGAACAAGUUAGAUGAUGAUCCGCGAAUGACUACGGAAGAGUUAAUCGAGGCAAGAUGUCAGCAGGUCCUUAAGAACGAAGAGGUCAUGGAAGACAUCGCCAACCGGGUGCGAGACAGCAGGAUGAGGGACAAAGCAAGGUGGGACCAAGUUAAGAAUAUCAGAAAGGAACCACUUCAGGUGGGGGAGACAGUAUUGCUAAGAAACUCGGCACUAGAAAGUACUUGGUCUGGGCAGUUGGGGAGGAGGUUCAAAGGCCCCUACCGGGUCGCCAAGCGGGUGGGACUGAACACCUUCGAACUGGAAGAUUUGGAUGGAACUGGAUUGAAAGGGCCCUUCUCGGGGCAACGAUUGGUCAGGUUUCUAAGUCGGGACCCAGUGGAACAAUGGCUUUAGGAGGCCGAAGAUAAGGAAACUUAGGGGCAACAAGUUAAGGACUGUCAACGGCCAUGCCCGCACUAUGGUUCAAUCUCUGACUGCGCUCGUGGGACUAUCAUUUUCUUUUUUUUGGUUGGGGCAAUGGGUUGGACUGACUUAGGUUGAAAGACAGCAUGACUUGGGAUUUUGGGAUAAGUGGCUUAUGCGACGACGGGAAGGAUUGUUGAGACAGUGUACCAUAGUUUUUGACGGGAAAAUAAUGGGAUCUUCACAAACGGCGCAUUUGCAUAAGGGAG